UCACAGGGACACGUCCAGUCUUCCAAAUGUUAUCCGUUGCGUUGAACGACAUGGGGAAGUCCAUGACAAAGACACUUUUAUAUGACUGAGGCAGCGGACGGUCGAUAUUGCCAAUUUAUAAUAUGGCGUUUUAAGUAUAUUUUUACCAAGAGGGAGCACGGAACAUCCUAAAGUUUUGUUCAAGUGGAAAGUUACUUCUACAGGCCCGCCUCCUCUUAAAUUGAGGUAACCAAGAUACAGAACAUGCCGAAUACAUUUUUCGUAAUAUUUCUGCUAUUACUGGUUUGUGGGGAAACUUUUAUUGAAGUCUGCGCUCAGACAAAACCCGACCACCUGAGGGCAGUUGUUAAUGAUGUCAUACAAGCAGCAACACACCAACCUGGAAGCGACAAGGACAGCCGGAGCUCGAACAAUUCCAACCCCUGGUCCAUGGCUCCUGGGCGAUCCCGACCGCACCCACCUAUGUGUUCCGGACCUACUGAAAUCAGAGACACAUUUAAAUAUAUAAACACAGUAGUCUCCUGUCUUGUGUUCGUUGUUGGAAUAAUCGGCAAUUCGACAUUAUUGCGAAUCAUCUACAAAAACAAAGGCAUGAGGAACGGACCUAACUUUCUUAUCGGCAGCCUUGGUUUGGGGGACCUCUUACAUAUUAUAAUAGAUAUACCCAUCAAUGUUUACAAGCUGCUGGCUGUAGAUUGGCCAUUUGGUGUUGGACUCUGCAAACUGGUGCCAUUUAUUCAGAAAGCAUCUGUUGGAAUUACAGUCUUGAGCUUAUGUGCAUUGAGCAUUGACAGGUAUCGGGCUGUCGCAUCAUGGAAUCGCAUCAAAGGAAUCGGCGUGCCAAAAUGGACAGCGAUAGAAAUCACAUUGAUCUGGGUCAUAUCAAUCAUCCUGGCUGUGCCUGAGGCUGUUGCUUUUGACAUGAUUGCAAUGGAGUACAAAGGAGAGCAUCUGAGAAUAUGCCUCCUUCACCCAAUGCAGACGUCCCAGUUUAUGCAGUUUUAUAAGUCAGCAAAAGAUUGGUGGCUCUUCAGCUUCUAUUUCUGUAUGCCUCUGGCCUGCACUGCAGUCUUUUACACGCUCAUGACCUGUGAGAUGCUGAGGAAGAAGAACGGGAUGCAGAUCGCUUUGACCGACCAUCUGAAGCAGAGACGUGAAGUGGCCAAGACUGUUUUUUGUUUGGUGAUCGUGUUUGCUCUCUGUUGGCUACCCCUGCAUCUGAGUAGAAUCUUGAAAUUGACCAUUUAUGAUGAAAAGGACCCAAAUAGGUGUGAAUUGCUAAGCUUCUUCCUGGUACUGGACUACAUUGGGAUCAACAUGGCCUCUGUGAACUCCUGCAUCAAUCCCAUUGCUCUGUACAUGGUCAGCAAAAGGUUUAAGAGCUGCUUCAGGUCUUGCCUGUGCUGUUGGUGCACUUCUCCCGAGAUGCUGGACGAGAAACAGUCUUGCAUGAAGUCGAAGGUCAAUGAACGGGGCUCCGAGCAAAGCAACUCUCGAGGCAGCAAUAAGUACACCUCUGCCUGAUGGGGGUGCCAUUGCUUUCAGUUCAGUGUGACUUUCUGAACCUACCAAAGAAUCGCCUAUCUUCUGUACUCUUUCAAUCUCAAAAGACAGCAGAGAUGCAGAAAUGCACUGAUUAUUUUUACUGUCUUCAACAGUAACUAAGAUACUUCUUCCAAUUAAUCCUCUCUGUUAGCUUCAGCUGCCUCAUCCUCCACUGUGUCUCUCUCAACUCACGCAAUUAUUCCUCUGUAAAUUCCGGUUCAAAACUGUAAGGUUGUAUUUCUUCCUCAAAAUCGAAAAGCUUGUCUUCUAACAAGGCAGAGUCAGAGCUGUCUGUUAUAUCGCUCUGGCUAGCCAAGUCAGGUUCCAUGAUAUUGUUAUGCUGACGUUACCAUAUUUUCGUGAGAGUGUUAUGUGAUUGCCUUUAUGGCCGUCCAUACACCCGUCUCUGCAUUUGAGGGUGCAGUUUGAGCUCCCGUUACCUUCUGGGAAGCACAGGCUGGAGAUUCAAGCCAACGUAUUUGGACAUGUUUGUUUUGAGAAGUUUUGCCCAAUAUUUAGGAAACUGCUACACUGACAGUGAUUUUAAAAAUGUCUACACACAAUUUAAGCAUUUAAUCCAAAUAAGCUCAACUGAAACAAGUGUUACAGUGGAAGCUUUUUGUCAGUGGAAUUAGUUAUAUCAUCCUUCCUUUGAAUAGUAUAGACAUAGACCUACAGUACAGUUGAACUAAAAUGAUAAGCAUGUGGACAUGAUAUCUUUACCGUGGAGCAUUUUAUUUGCAUUAAUUCAUCAAAACAGAAAACUUUCUCCUUUUGAUGAAACAGAAAGAUUCUUUACCGUCUUAUGAAUUAUUUGAUCUAAUCUAAACUCAGUUGCAGCAUUAAAGUUAUAUAAUUAUCGGUGACAAAUGCACUUUUUUCCUCCAGAAUAUUGUAUAUGGGCUAAAGAAAAUAAUGAAUGUAAAAUAAGAAGCAGUAUGGGCCAGUCCAGUAUUUGUGCUGACUAUUAAGAGCUGGCAGUAGUCUGUCUAUACAGUGCUGGGCAAAAAUACACUAAAAUGUAUUCAGUACAAAAUACCUUCUACAAACUGAAUUUAAAUUGUUGAGGUGUAGGUUUGUGCAUGUAUUGCAUAUGAAAUGCAUGCAUGCAAAUACAUAUUUCACAUACAUAUUUUUGAAAUACUAGCCAUCCCUGUUGCGUGUAUAGCAGUUAAGGCCAUAAUCCUUCGGCGAGUGAAUCUGAUAUAGUGAAAGUGAAUCUUACCUUUAUAAAUAAUCACUGAGGAUAAAACGGUGGUAAAAUCAAAUUAAAGUUUGAUAUUCAUUAUAUCAGUUCUGUUCUCAUUUUGUUCUUUUCAUCUGUCAUCUAAAACAACGGUACGCAAAACCAGAUAACAGAUUACCCUUGAAGAAAAUGUAAUAAAAAAAUACAAUAUAAAGUACAUACUGUACUUUUGUGGUAAUUGCUGUUUUAAUGGCUUAAUGUCUGCCAAAUGAAAAAAAAAUUAAAUGAAAAUUGAUAAUACAUUUGUUUUUUUUUGCUGGAUUGAGUGUUGGAGAGGCAGUGCAUUGUCUAUGCACAGACUAUGACAUAAAUGUUGCAUUUUAUUCCACUUUUCAAGCUAUGAUUAUAUAGUAUUUUAACCAAAAUGAAGUGAUGAAAUGUAUGUAUCCCCUGAUAGACCUAAAGGAAGCUGUUUUUGUGGGAGAGAAUGUGUUAAUAGUGACAGUAUCUAGCACUUACUUAAAAUACAGGUUGCCCUCUGUAUAUCAAUUAGAUUAAAACAAAAAUGAUAUCUAAACACAAUGUUUUGAAUUUGAGAUGUUUUAUAAACAGAUUUAAGAUUUGUAUUUUGUUUAUGAUGCUAAUUUAGAUUUGGUUCGAUAGGGUACCCAAUUCAAAUAUUCAACAUAUAUUUUCUGUGACUAUUAUUAAGAGGUAGGAACUUCUCUCUUUUUUUAUGCCAUAAUUGAACUUUUAUGGUAGGAAUGCUUCUUUAUUCCAGGUUUGGAUUCAUUUGAUUACUCUUUACAGGUUUUUUUAUGUUCAUCAAGUGUUGAUUGUCAUAAAAUUUUAUAAAACAUGUAUUUUUAUAUGAAUCUUGAUGUAUUAGUAUUCUGUCCAUGAAGUAUAGCUUUUUUAUUUUUGCAUCAUAUAUUCAGUAAAAUGGCUAAGUACUUAGUUUUUUUACUGUGCAUAACAGAAAUUAUACUCAAAUUGCCUGAAUUUGCAAUGCCACAGUAUUAUUUGUAAUGUGUACAUUUCAGUUAAAAUAAAAAUAUGAACAGA
This is a messenger RNA of Conger conger (European conger), 3796 nucleotides long. RefSeq names its product endothelin receptor type B-like. Gene Ontology annotation, cellular component: membrane. Gene Ontology annotation, biological process: enteric nervous system development; G protein-coupled receptor signaling pathway; regulation of blood pressure. The transcript is spliced from 8 exons. The coding region runs from base 244 to 1524 and encodes 426 amino acids. Gene Ontology annotation, molecular function: endothelin receptor activity. The record is from RefSeq and is a predicted model, not a curated record. Lineage: Eukaryota; Metazoa; Chordata; Actinopteri; Anguilliformes; Congridae.